Rhagoletis zephyria (snowberry fruit fly) is the source of this 5140-nucleotide messenger RNA. The record is from RefSeq and is a predicted model, not a curated record. NCBI's taxonomy places the organism in Eukaryota, Metazoa, Arthropoda, Insecta, Diptera, Tephritidae.
GCGUUCAUGUCCAUGUUUCAGAUUUUGACGCAGGAAGGCUGGACGGAGGUGAUGAAUGAGACCAUUCUCAGGUCCGGUAGGAAAAUUGGCCCCUUGGUGGCAAUUUACUUUAUCCUCUAUCAUCUCUUUGUGUCUUUGAUCGUGCUCUCCCUCUUCGUCGCCGUCAUCCUCGAUAACCUCGAGCUCGAUGAGGACAUCAAGAAGGUGAAACAGCUGAAGGCGCGAGAGCAGUCGGCGGGCUUCAACGAAGAGCUCCCCCUGCGACUGCGACUCUUUGAGUCUUUUCCCGACUCGCCGCAGAUGACCCGCCUUCACAAGGCGGCCAAUGAGUUCUGCAUUCCCAAGGUGCGCGACUCAUUCAUGCGUUCCUUCAUCGAGUCGCCGACUACGAACACGGCGACCAAUACGCUGGCCACCUCGGGAACCGGUGCCACAUCGGGCACGGGAACGGGCGCCAUUACGACCGGAGGAGGAGGAGGAGGUGGUGGGGGAAAGGGAAUCAGCGGCCUGGCCACCACUUCCACCGGAUACUUCGGAGGAACGGGUUUGGGAGGUGGUGGUGUUGGUGGCGGUUUUGGCGCCCUGGGAACACUUCACGGCCUGGGAACCUCGACGCUGGCCACCAGCUCGCUGGGACCGAUGGUGGGAAACUACCACUUCUCGGGCACUAGCUCGACGCUGGCCAGCAACAGCACCACCGCCGGCAUUGGAUACAGCGCCAUUGGAAUGCCGCUGUCCGGAACAACGGGAACCGCUGGCGCCGGAUUCGGCGGCUUCAGCAGUCUGGGCGGCAUUCCCGGCAUCUCCAGCUUCACUUCCGGUGUCGGUGGGGGAGGUGCUCCUUUGGGCAGUGUCAUCAGCGGCGGAGUGCAUCGACAGGUUUCCCUCUACAAUGGCUAUCUGGCUGCCGCUGCUGCCACCUCAGCUGCUCAACCUGGAGCUUCUUCUUCCUCAUCUUCGGCUAGAGCCCUUCUUCCGCCUGGAACGGCAGAUGACUUUGGCUCGAAGGCUCAAACCUCGCCCCUACAGCCGCCCACUGCCAACGGCUCCAGCCCGGGCAGCACCUCAAUCAUGAGCGCCUUUGGCCCGCUGAUGCCCGCCGGCAUGAGGCCCUCCUCUUCCGCACUGUUGGCCAUGUCGGCCCACCGAGCCAAGGCGAUCUCACUGCACCACAGCAGCAGCGGUGGUGGUGGUCAUGGUAAGAGUGUUUUUGAUAAAAAAUGCAGCUCAACCGCCCAUCAAACUGCUGAACCCCAUCAGCAAGGGCCGCCACUCGUCGCCUCUACUUCGACGAGUCCAAGUGGCCUGCAUCGUCUCCGACUCAAACGCCCAGCGGCUGCUGUUGGGGGAGAGCGCCGCAGCGGCGGCNUCUCCAGCACCUACUCCCGAACGGUGACCGGCCACCACCACAGCUCAAUGGUGGGCAGCAGGACGGCGAUGAGGCGGUCGGUGAGGGGUCAGCUGAAGGAGGACUACGGCGGCGGCGGCGGCGGCGGGGCGGCGGAAGAGUCGCAGACGGUGCUCGGCAUGGCCUCCGGCGUCUCCGGAAUGGGCGGCGUCGGCACGCUGGGCGCCGGAAUGGGCGUCGGUCCGGGCGGGACCGGUCCCGGGGGAGCGGGCGCCGGCGCUGGAGGCGGCGCGGGCACGGGCACUGGGACGGGCGCAGGAGGAGGAGGCACCGGGGCCGGAGGUGGAGCGGGCGGCGGUCGAGGACAGGACUUUGACUUUAAGAUGCUCCAGCGGAAGCGACAGCAGGCGGAGAUGCGGCGCACUCAGCGAGAGUCGGACCUAAGGGAGAAUCACCCCUUCUUUGACACGCCCCUGUUGAUCGUCGGUCGAGAGUCGGCCUUUCGCAUCGUCUGCCAGUCAAUUGUCAGCGCCAAGUACGACCCGCACAUUCGCGACCCGGUGACGGGCAAGGAGCGGAAGCUGCGGUACAAGGGCGCCCAUGAGCUGCUCGGCCUGGUGCCCUACUGCGACUGGCUGAUGAUCCUCAUCACCACCUUCAGCUGCGCCUCGAUGAUGUGCGAGACGGGCUCGCUGCGGGUGGCCAACACGCCCUGGUUGAUCAUCGCCGAGUACACCUUCAUCAUUGCGAUGGCCAUCGAGCUGACGCUGAAGACGCUGGCCGAUGGACUGCUCUUCACGCCCAAUGCCUACCUCGCCAAUGUGGCCGGCGUCAUGGACUUUAGCAUCUUCGGCGUGUCGGUGCUCUUUAUCUGCGUCCUUCCGGAGAAGGUCCCCAGCGGAAGUUGGCAGCAGACGUUGAUGGUGCUGCGGUGCAUUAGGCCGCUGAGGAUCUUCUCGCUGGUUCCGCAUAUGCGAAAGGUGGUCUACGAGCUGUGUCGAGGCUUCAAGGAGAUCGCUCUCGUAUCAGUGCUGCUCAUUGUACUCCUCUUUGUCUUUGCCUCCGUUGGUGUGCACAUGUUUGGCGGAAAGCUGGCUCGAUGUAAUGAUCCGUGUAUUACGAGAAGGGAAGACUGUGUGGGCGUCUUUAUGCGCCAGGUGCACGUGACGAGGAUGAAGUUUGAGCACCAAAGUAAUGAGAUGCCGGCAGUUUUAGUUCCAAGAGUUUGGGCCAAUCCACGUCGGUUCAACUUUGACUCGCUGGGCAAUGGAAUUUUGGCCCUCUUUGAGGUGCUCUCCUUUAAAGGCUGGCUGGACAUUCGUGAUGUCAUUCUCGCACGGCUCAAUCGCUUUGACGCCAUCUACAUUCACGUCUUCGUCUUCCUCGGCUGCAUGAUCGGCCUGACGCUCUUCGUCGGCGUCGUCAUUGCCAACUACGGCGAGAACAAGGGCACAGCGCUGCUCACCGUCGACCAGCGCCGUUGGUGCGACCUGAAGAAGCGACUGAAGAUCGCCCAGCCGCUUCACCUUCCGCCGCGACCGGACCACCACCAAGGUCGGGCGCUGAUCUACGACAUCACCCAGCACAUUGCCUUCAAGCGGGCCAUCGCCAUUCUGGUGCUGGUCAACAGCAGCCUCCUCUGCGUCAGCUGGGACUACAAGAGCGCCAGUAUGAGGGAGCGGGAAAGUGCCGUCCAGAAGCUGCAGGGAAGCAGCCUGCAGAGCGCCAAAGACAGCGAAGAGGUUCGCUGGUCGCGCAAUCUGGCCAACGUUUCCGCCGGUCUCACUUGUGCGUUUGUGUUUGAGGUUUUCAUGAAGAUGAUCGCCUUCACGCCUCGAGGCUACUGGCAGUCACGGCGCAAUCGCUAUGACCUCUUUGUCACCGUUUGCGGCGUCUUUUGGCUGGCGCUGCACUUUAGCCUGAUGAACGCCACCUCAAACUCAAUUGGCUUCAUUGUGGUCAUUCUGCGCUUCUUCACCAUCACCGGAAAGCACGCCACGCUGAAGAUGCUGAUGUUGACAGUGGCCGUCAGCGUGUACAAGUCCUUCUUCAUUAUCAUGGGCCUCUUUCUGCUGAUCCUCUGCUACGCUCUGGCCGGGGUGAUCCUCUUUGGGUCGGUCAAGUUUGGGGAGAACGUUUCGAGGCAUGCCAACUUUCGAAUCGCUCCAGCGGGCGUCAUCACGCUCUUUCGCAUUGUCACCGGCGAGGACUGGAACAAGAUCAUGCACGACGCCAUGCUCUCGCCGCCCUUCUGCACCCCCGGGGCCAACUUCUGGUCGACCGACUGCGGCAACUACUACGCCUCGCUGGCCUUCUUCUGCUCCUUCUACGUCUGCAUCACCUACAUCGUCCUGAACCUCCUGGUGGCUAUUAUCAUGGAGAACUUCAGUCUCUUCUACUCCAAUGAGGAGGACGCGCUGCUCUCCUACGCCGACAUUCGCAACUUUCAGAACACCUGGAACCUGGUGGACAUCCAGCAGCGUGGGAUGAUUCCCGUCUCCCGGGUGCGAUUCGUCCUGCGCUUGCUCAAGGGCCGCCUCGAGGUGGAGCCCUUCAAAGAUCGGCUUCUCUUCAAGCACAUGUGCCACGAGAUGGAGCGGCUGAACAACGGCGAGGACGUCACCUUCCACGACGUCCUCAACAUGCUCUCCUAUCGAUCGGUGGACAUUCGAAAGUCCCUUCAGCUGGAGGAGCUGCUGGCCCGGGAGGAGCUGGAGUUCCUGAUCGAGGAGGAGGUGGCCAAGGCGACGAUCAGAGCCUGGCUGGAUAAGUGCCUGCGGCGAAUCAAGAAGGAGAAGCAGCACCAGUCGUUGAUUCACUCCCUCCGGGCAACUAAUGAGCCACAGACGGCAACCACCACCGGAAGCGGAAACGCCUUCUUUGGUGGUGGUGGUGGUGGCGGUGGAUCAUCUUUGAUGGGAAAGAGCGGUGAGGAGAAUGAUGGGUUCUCCUUUCUCUUUGACAGCUCGCCUCCACCGGCAAAAAGUGAUUCAGCAACAGCUCAGGUGUCAACUGCAGUCAGUGCCACCUCUACAACAACUCCGCCGCUGGCCACUUCAUCUGCCGCAGCAGCAGCAGCAGCAGCAACUUCUGCAACAACGUCCACUCCACCGUCUUCUUUAGCGCUUUCUUCGUCUACACUGGAGCCCCUGCAGCUUGGUCCGGUGCCCAAGCCGUCGUCGUUGAUCAGAACUCCUACGACUGCAUUAUCAGAUAAGGCGUUUCCAGGAGCGGAAACGUCUAAAGGUGGCACUUCAGAGGCAGCAACUGCUGAUAGUCAAAAGAGAAGUCCACUGAUGACGAUGACUAAACCAGUAGACAGUACCACAGCUGAGACCGGGGAUAAUACGCAGCAGUAUCCACCAAAGUCAAUACUAUCUUCACCGGAAAAGUCGUCCACUUUAGGCCUGGCUAGAGGCCCGUCUGGCUACGGUAAACCACUGAAACCGGUUCCCGCCAUUGAACCACCGCCAUCAUCUUCAGCUGAUCAUCAUCAGCAAUUUCCGCUGGCCCCACCGCCUGUAAAGAGAGUGGAGUUCAAAACGACGCCUGAAGUAGAGAGAAAGAGCUCCUUUAGAUCAUCACGCUCCAGCGGUGGUGAAAGAGAUGAUAAAGGCGCGAGCCAGGAUGAUCAGCCUCGAGGACCUGGACCGUCUCGAGGCCUGGGAAGCAUCAAAAAGGCGCCACCAGUUUCUCGACAGUCCGCUACAAAAGGUUUUGGCAACGGUGGCGGUGGUGGCGGUGACAGUUCAGACACUGGGGACAACUUUCCAGGUGGAACUUCGGCGAUUG